Messenger RNA from Austrofundulus limnaeus, 1878 nucleotides. It is a transcript of the gene ccna1, whose product is annotated as cyclin A1. Lineage: Eukaryota; Metazoa; Chordata; Actinopteri; Cyprinodontiformes; Rivulidae. The transcript has 12 exons. Bases 286 to 1506 code for a protein of 406 amino acids. The record is from RefSeq and is a predicted model, not a curated record.
UUUUCUUUUAACGGUGAUGAGAAGUAGUUUGAAUCUGCGCUGAGGGAUCAGUAUUUGGAACUUCUUCCCAUUAUAACUACGAAUGUUUACACCAGUUCAAUGCAGCAACAGUUCAAGAGAAUAAAAUACAGGUUAUGAGUCAUCGGACCAUCAGGACUCAGAGGAAUGUCAGUGUUUCAGAGAGGAACAGAGUCACGGGGAACGAGAUGAAAAGGAACUUCCGGAACAACUCAACAGUGAAAGCCGCUCAGAGUCCACCAGGGGAGGGCGCUGUUUGUCCACAGGAUGAAUUUCAGCACAAGCAGCCUUCAUAGCAGUCCAUCGUGCAAAGAAAAUGUGGCGCCUUCAGCUAAAACRGAUUCAUUUCAGCAUCCGAGGACCAAACAGAGAACAGUUCUCGGUGUUUUGUCAGAGAACGAUCAGCGCGGUCGAUCUUUGAGCCAGGGAAGCCAGUUUUCCAGGCAGAGUUCGGUUUCAAGCAGCUCCCAGCUGAACCUCUUUGGUUGUGCGUCCAGUUCCAGCUACGAUGUGUUCGUCGAAGAGGCCCGUGAAGUCGUUCUCGCAGCUUCAGGUCAAGAAGUUGCUUCAGACAGUUGUGAGCUGGGUGCUGAAGCUGACCACUUGCAGAAUGAUUACAUGAAUCUCCUGCUGGAACUCACCUCCAGUUCAUGCCAGGAUGUCUCUGUGCAGUCAUCAGACGAGCGCUUGAUGUCUCAGCAGAAGCUCUUUACUGAUUAUGCUGAAGAUAUUUACCAGAACUUGAGGAAAAGUGAGAAGAGGUUCAGGGCAAAGCCUGAUUACCUGCAGAGACACCCAGCGAUCAGCAGCAGCAUGCGAGUCAUUCUGGUGGACUGGAUGGUCCAAGUUGUUGAGGGAUAUGAACUCAGUUCUGAAACUUUGCACCUCGCUGUCAACUACUUGGACCGUUUUUUGUCCUGCGCAACUUUUGUCAAAGAGGCCAAGCUGCAGCUCGUCGGCACAGCAGCGUUACUGAUUGCUGCGAAGUAUGAGGAGAUCACCCCCCCUGAGCUGAAUGAGUUUGUGUACAUCACAGAUUUCACCUACACUAAGAAACAGCUGCUUCAGAUGGAGUUUUCUCUGUUCCGGGUGCUGGCCUUCAGGCUGUCAGCGCCCACAACAAACCAGUUCCUUCACCUCUUCAUGUCCGUUCACCCCAUAUGUUCGAACACAGAGAACCUCGCUCUGUACAUAGCAGAGUUAAGCAUGCUGGAAAUGGAUCCAUUCUUGCAGUACAUCCCGUCUAUACUGGCAGCUGGAGCUUACUGCUUAGCCACCCACACCAUAAACAACACGCUCUGGCCCGAUUCCUUAAUUUCCUUUACUGGUUACACCUUGGCUGAAAUCAUGCCCUGCCUGAUUGAUCUCCACAAACUACACACGAGUGCAGAGAGCCAGCCUGAGCAGGCCAUCAGGGAYAAGUACAAAAGCUCAAAAUAUUGUUGUGUUUCAGGGAUCACUCCGUCUGCUGUUCUGCCUCACCUCUGAUUUACUGCUGCACCUUGAUCCUGUCGGCUCAUGGUUACAAUAAACCAAGAGCAAACUGUCAAUCACACCACAUCCCUAUCACACAUGUAGACACUAUUUUUAGGUGUAUUUCUUUAUCGUCUUUAGCUUAUGCAUAAUCAAAUAACAUUUAUCAAUAUUACAAUAUAUGGUUUAAAAUCACAGGAUGUUUUUAAAGUUAUAUGAGCUUUUUAUGAUUUGCAUUACAAAGUGUUUCUUUUGUGUUUGUAAAGCUUAUUUUAACCUGAUACUUAAUAAAACACAAAGUAAUAUAAUGCAAAAAUGUGUUGUGUUUCACUGAAUGGCCUUUUAAACUGUGUAAAUAUAGACUUCAAAACAUCAUGCUUUGAAUUC